AUGGUGUAUGCAUCAGACUUACAGCCCCGUAAAGGGUCCAACUCUAUCUAUCUGCGGUGGACCUUGCCUCAAUCGUCCUUCGAUCUCGAAUACGACUCUGACGGUGAUCUUGUUCGCUCUGUGAAGUCCCAUGAGCUUUACUACUCUGUUCAGUGUGACUCUGAGUGUACAGAUUUGGACAGCGUAGGCGAUCAACUCUGGAACGGUGCACUGUUCCUAGGCUGCUAUCUGGUGGAGAACCCAUUCCUGGUAGAGGGCAUUGCAGUAUUGGAGCUGGCCUGCGGGGUCGGCGCUUUGGGUGGUCUCUAUCAAGCCUUGUGUGUCCAACGAGCUGUAUUAACGGAUUUUUCACGAGCUGCUCUGUCCCUGUGUGAUACCAACAAUGUGGACAACGAUAAAGUUGCGGUCAGACGGCUCGACUUCAAGGAUCCUGAUACGUACUUCGACGCCCUCGAUGAGGACAUUGGGUUGAUAUUAGCUGCUGACGU
Molecule: messenger RNA, 488 nt
Organism: Perkinsus marinus ATCC 50983
Lineage: Eukaryota; Perkinsozoa; Perkinsida; Perkinsidae
Exons: 1
Biological process (GO): protein methylation
Cellular component (GO): nucleus
Molecular function (GO): protein methyltransferase activity
Source: RefSeq, a predicted model, not a curated record